ACUCUCGUGAAUUUUUGUAGGAUUUAACGCAACUUUGUCAGCAUUCUCUGACUAGGGCUAAUGUUGUGUGAUCAAUUUCCCUCUUGAACUUUAAUCUCUCUAAUUUUCUUACAUUUUCUCUCGCUUUCUUUCACCUUUGCGGGAUCUACUCACUCUUAUUCUCAAUGUAAGUUCUCUUCUCUUCUUCCCGCCGUCAAUUUCUUCACACUCUGCUGCAUGCCCCCAGAGUCUAUGAAUUUAUGAGUGAAGUUUUCACUGAAAAUUUUGAGAAUGGGUUAUUUUUCUUAGGGUAUCUGGGCAAGCCUAAAUCGUAUCAUCCCAAUUGUUUCAUUCGUUGUUUUGGAUGAUGUUAUUGAUCAAAAUUAAAACUUUGAUUCGUUGGUGAAGUGGGGGUUGGAUUUUUCUGGGUUUGUGGGUGUUCUAGAUAUGAUAAAACAGAUAUUCGGUAAAAUACCCCGCAAGCCCUCAAAAUCAUCACAAAAUGAUUCAAAUUGUGAAGGAGGGCUCAAUGGUGGUUUCUCUAUGAAUUCAUCUUCUGGGCUCAAUUCUAAUACCCUCUUGAAACCCAAUUCAGUUUCUUCAAGUUCUGGUUCAGUUGGGUCUCGUGUUGGGAAUGGGACUAUUGCUCAACCCUUAACAAAUCAAACUAAGAAAUCAGCUCAUACAAUGGGUCCAGUGAUGGCUUCUGCAGUUUAUGAGGCUUUGCCAAGUUUUAGGGAUGUUCCUAGCUCAGAAAAGCAGAAUCUUUUUAUUAGAAAGUUAAAUUUGUGUUGUGCUGUGUUUGAUUUUAAUGAUCCUGCCAAACAUCUCAAAGAGAAGGAUAUUAAGCGGCAAACUUUGCUUGAGCUUGUUGAUUAUGUUUCAUCUGUGAAUUCGAAGUUCAAUGAGGUAACAAUGAAGGAGAUGACAAAGAUGGUGGCGGCCAAUUUGUUCCGCGCACUACCAUCUUCCAAUCAUGAAGGCAAGUUGGCAGAAAUUUGCGAGCCUGAAGAAGAGGAACUUGUUUUGGAACCAGCAUGGCCUCAUCUACAGAUUGGGUAUGAAUUUCUCUUUAGAUUUGUGGCUUCACCAGAGACAGAUGCUAAGCUUGCUAAAAGAUACAUCGAUCAUUCAUUUGUGUUGAAACUGCUUGACCUUUUUGACUCGGAAGACCAGAGAGAGAGGGAUUACCUGAAGACUAUUCUCCACCGUGUUUAUGGGAAGUUCAUGGUGCAUCGGCCAUUCAUUAGAAAAGCUAUCAACAAUAUCUUUUACAGGUUCAUAUUUGAGACAGAGAAACACAGCGGGAUUGCAGAGUUGCUAGAAAUAUUGGGCAGCAUAAUUAAUGGUUUUGCUUUGCCUUUGAAGGAAGAGCAUAAGUUGUUCCUUGUCCGUGCUCUCAUCCCGCUUCACAAGCCCAAGUGUGUUGCUCUUUAUCAUCAACAGCUUUCUUAUUGCAUUACUCAGUUUGUCGAGAAGGAUGUGAAGCUGGCUGAUACUGUGGUUCGAGGCCUUUUAAAAUAUUGGCCGAUAACUAACAGUGCAAAGGAGGUAAUGUUCCUUGGUGAGUUGGAGGAAGUUUUAGAGGCAACUCAAACAGCUGAAUUUCAGCGAUGUGUGAUACCAUUAUUUCGACAAAUUGGUAGAUGCCUCAAUAGCUUUCACUUUCAGGUUGCUGAACGAGCACUGUUUCUGUGGAACAAUGAUCAUAUUCGAAAUUUGAUCCUACAAAACUGCAAAGUGAUACUGCCUAUAGUCUUCCCUGCUUUGGAGAAAAAUAUACGGGGCCAUUGGAACCAAGCUGUUCAGAGUUUAACCGUGAAUGUUAGAAAAAUAUUCUCUGAUGCUGAUCAGGCACUUUUUGAUGAAUGCUUGAUGAGAUUCCAAGAAGAAGAAAUAAAGGAUAGGGAGAAGCAAGAAAAGCGAGAAACCAUAUGGAAACAACUGGAAGAUGUUGCUGCAUCUAAGGCUGUAAGCAACGAGGCAGUCCUUGUCUCAAGGUUUGUGUCCUCUGUUGCAAUUGCUACCAGUGCAAAUCAAUUGGCAACUGCAGGUGGUUGAGAUCCGUCAGAGAUCCAAAUUGAAUGUUACGACCCCAUGAUCAGGAACAGAAGGGAAUAGGGGUUGAUGUGGAUAUCGUACAGCUCCUUGUUUCUGGGCCUUCUGACUCCGACUUUUGUGCUGGAAUCAUGGGUUCUAUAUGUACCAUAAGUUUAUAAUAGGCAGUAUUUAUUUAGAAGUCUAAUCAUUGAGAUUAUGCAGUUGAUACAAAAGCAAUCCUUUCCUUUUGGUACCUUGCUGUAAUUUUUAACAUCAGUAAUUUCUAUUUCUUUUAACUUUUUGCAGA
Molecule: messenger RNA, 2326 nt
Organism: Abrus precatorius (Indian licorice)
Lineage: Eukaryota; Viridiplantae; Streptophyta; Magnoliopsida; Fabales; Fabaceae
Product: serine/threonine protein phosphatase 2A 59 kDa regulatory subunit B' gamma isoform-like
Exons: 2
Coding region: 427-2040 (537 amino acids)
Biological process (GO): signal transduction
Cellular component (GO): protein phosphatase type 2A complex
Molecular function (GO): protein phosphatase regulator activity
Source: RefSeq, a predicted model, not a curated record